AUGGACUCAUUAUGCGCCAUGCGAAAACUACCAUGUGGGGGGCUCCGGAAGGUCGCCCCUCAGUUCUUCCCGGACGUGACAGUGAUAUUCAUCGAGAUAUGCGGUUUCCACGGUCUGUGCGCUCAGCUGACCCCUGGAACCGUCGUCGAACUGUUGAACGUUAUCUACCACGAGUUCGACCGCCUCAGCGAUCUGCUUGACGUGUACAAGGUUGAGACGGUGGGGGAGGUCUACAUGGCUGUCGUGGGAUGCCCGGAGAUGAUCGUCAACCACGCGGACGUCGCGGCUCACUUCGCGCUCGCGGCCCAGCAGAGCAUGCUGCACCUGCGCGGCAGGCUCCGCUUCAUCGCCAAGCAGGAGUGUGAUGGCGCCGACGAGACCAACAGCCGUGGCUCGGCCGACAACGAGGACUCGCCAGAGGGGCUUGACAUGACUGGCGGGGCACUCCGGAAGCGGGUGGCCAUGCCCAUCGAGCCUUGGCCACUCUGCGACGACUCGGCGUGUACGAAGUUGACGGCUUUCGUCGUGGCAGCUCCAGAGGAGCCGGCUGGGGCUGAGGCAGCAGAGCUCGCGCGUCGCACGCUUGGCGACUGGUUCGGGGUGAGCCCUGGACAGGUAUUCUUCAUGGACGCGGUGACGCCAGAGAUCGGCAAGCUGGAGGGGCUCCAGGUCCGGAUCGGGCUGAACUCGGGCAAGAUCCGCGCGGGGGUCGUUGGCUUCGAGGACCUGGUCGGCGAAUGGCCCAGGAGGCACCAGGCCAUCUUCGCACAAAGGCCGAACACAGACGUCAGCAGGGAGGUCGCCAAGGCCGCCAAGUGCGACGUGGAACUGUUCGGGCGGCUAAUCACACCAGAGGGGCGCGGACAGCUGUGGGAGGGGGCGCUGCAGCUCAGCACGCUGCAAUGCUGGCGGGCUGUGAAUGCUAACGUUGGCUCUGUUAUCGGCCUGAUGUCCUCUGGCGUUGCGGACACGGGCGUGAAAGAGCGCUUUCUCGUGGUGAGCCCGUCCACGCAGGAGAAGUUGACCGACGGCAUCUUUGUGGUCGAGCCCCGCGGCGAGAUACCCGUGAAGGGCAAGGGCACCAUGUCGACCUCGUUCCUCAACGGCUACGCAGAGGACGGCGGCGCCGAGAGCGUGGGGCCGCGCCGGCCGCGCCAGGUGCUGAUCCGCCGCAGCUCCGCCGUGCUCAGCGACGGCCCCGACAGACCUGGCAGGGCCGCCCUGUCCCGGAAGCUGUCUGGCAUUGACCAGCUGCUCCUGCUGGCCUCCGACAGGCACAAGCAGCCCGACCGCCUCGCGCUGCUGCAGAAGGAUUUGCCUCGGUACCUCGACGACAUGCUCCCGGUGCGGGUGUACAACGCGCGGGUCCUCACCAUUGGGUGGCUGCUGAUCGUGACCGUGAUCUCGGUCGUGGAUUAUUUUCUGCAGGAGGGCUCGCGGCAGGCCCUCGAGACCAUGCUGGUCCGGUCCGUGUGCAACGACGUGGUGGGCUUGCUGUACCUCCUCCUCACCGCGAGCGAGGACCACGAUGCGCGGUGGGUGCAGGCGUGGACCAUCAUCAUGCUGCUGAUACAGGGCGUGUCGGUGCUCUUCGGCAGGAGCCUCGCGUUCCAGGGCGAGCCCUCACUCGUGGCGUUGUACGGCGUCUGCGUCCUGUUCUACUCCGUGUGUAGCGUUCUCCAGCGCCUGUCCAUAUGUGUACUCGCCGUCGCCUGCUUCAUGGCGACGGAGCUGGCGCGGUGCGACGGCCCGGAGCGCUUCGAGGGCGUGCUCGAGAAGUUCAUGGGCAACGUCGUCUUCCUCGGGGUCUUCUUCGUGUUCAUGGCCUGCAGCGUGCGGCUGGAGGAGUUCCUGGGGCACGUGGCCAACUACGACCACUGCUUCAUGGACAAGCAGCUGGAGAUGAUGGACCAGGCCCGGUCGGCGAGCUCGCAGCUCCUGGCGAGCUUGCUCCCCGAGCACGUGGCGCACAAGGUCCUGGAGGGCGUGUCGCCGAUCGCGGAGCCCUGCGAGCAGGCCACCAUGCUGUUCACCGACAUCAAGGGCUUCACCGCCUACGCCGCGAACCUGACACCGCAGGAGCUCGUUGACCUGCUGAACUCUAUGUACUCCGCGUUCGACGAGAUCAUCGUGAGCUGGGAGCUCUACAAGGUGGAGAUCAUAGGCGACGCCUACUUUGUGACGGCGGGGUGCCCGCCUCCCGAGAACCCCGAGGACCGCGUGGGGCCCGAGGAGUGCGCCAUGCGGGCCGUGGAGGUGGGCCUGGCCAUGCUGCGGACCCUGCCCACGCUGCCCUGGGGCAGCGACGGCACCCAGCUCGAGAUGCGGGUUGGGCUGCACACUGGCUCGGUGGUGGCCGGGGUGGUGGGCAAAAAGGGCCCGCGUUACCAUCUCUUCGGUGCCGCCGUGGGGUACGCCAGCCAGAUGGAGUCGACGGGGCAGCCCGGCCGCGUCCACAUCAGCGACGAGACGUACGGGCUGCUGCGGGCCGGGGGCUACAGCUAUGACUUCGAGGAGACGUGGGUGGAGGUGGAGGGCCUGCAGGAGAGGGCCCGAACCUGGAACGUGAACAAGAGCAAGGACAGGGCCGCACAGAAGAUCCAGACCAAGCUCCUGCGGCAGCGGGCCAGCAAGCGGAACUUCGUGGCCCGGGAGGCGACGGCAGCCAUGGCCACCCAGCUCGGCGGCGACGGCCACGCGGGCAGCGACGGCAGCUGCGAGGAUGGCAGCCAGGAGGCGUCCCGCUCCCCCGCGCGCUCCCGCCCGGGCUCGCCCUCCCGCUCCCCAUCCCGGAGGUCCCCCGCGCGCUCGCCGACGCGCUCGCGCCCGAGGCUGGAGCCGCUCUCCGGCCGCGCCGCCGUGAGCCCGCAGGAGCUGAGCUGA
Prorocentrum cordatum is the source of this 2883-nucleotide messenger RNA. NCBI's taxonomy places the organism in Eukaryota, Dinophyceae, Prorocentrales, Prorocentraceae. The record is from the annotation of a GenBank genome assembly.